Molecule: messenger RNA, 3648 nt
Organism: Mangifera indica (mango)
Lineage: Eukaryota; Viridiplantae; Streptophyta; Magnoliopsida; Sapindales; Anacardiaceae
Product: protein-tyrosine-phosphatase MKP1
Exons: 4
Coding region: 605-3121 (838 amino acids)
Biological process (GO): protein dephosphorylation
Molecular function (GO): protein tyrosine/serine/threonine phosphatase activity
Source: RefSeq, a predicted model, not a curated record
UAAAAAAAAAAAAACCCUUUUUCUCUCUCUCUCUCUGUCUCAUCUCCUCACAGUCAAAUAAAGAAAUAAAGGCACCAAUGAAAAUGACUUGUAAUUACCGUUUCUUUUCUCUCUCUCCUUCUCUCCUUCACUCACUCUGUGUGAUCCUGCUCAGAAGUAACCUCGUCUUCACAUCUUACUCUCGGUAUCUGACACUUGAUUCAAUCUGCAGUUUGUGCUUGAUCUGAUAUGGGUUUUUGUUUUUCACAUUUGGGUUAACUUCACCAUGUUCACUCGCUCUACUCAAUUGAGGAAUUGAUUAGGGUUUUUUACUUUACAAUUCUUGCUUUGCCUCAAUUUCGCAACUGAGUUCUUCAUUUGGGUAUGGUUUAAAGUUAGGGUUUGCUCAGAUUUCUGUAUUUGGCUGAGAUUGGGAGAGUUAAGUUGUUGAAUUUUUUGAAGUGGGCUGCUCAUGGUGAAAGAUGUAAAAGUUUUCAUAUUGUUGUCAGAAUUUGUUUAGAUUCUUUGUUCAACUCUUGAUGUUAGUAUAUAGGUAAGAAUUUUUGGCUCAUAAGGUUUCUGGCUUUGGCCUAAAUUAUUGAGUUAUUAAACUCCAUAAGCAGGCAUGUUGACUAAAGAGGAUGACUCGGGUAAUCCUCAGCCUUCUUGCCAGCUACCUGGCUCCAGGAAGAUGUUCUGGCGAUCGGCCUCAUGGUCUGCCUCUCGUACGUCACCUCAGAACUCUGAAACUGAAGAGAAAGAUUUUGCUGAUCCAAAUUGUGGCAAUGGUGGAAACAAUAAUCAAAUUCGCAGGUUUCCUGCCCCAUUAACUCCGCGUUCCCAACAGAAUUCUAAGGCUCGGUCUUGUUUGCCACCUUUGCAACCAUUAUCUAUUGCGCGCCGGAGCCUAGAUGAGUGGCCCAAGGCAAGUUCUGAUGAUCUUGGUGAGUGGCCACAGCCUCCAACUCCAAGUGGAAACAAAAAUGGUGAAAGAUUGAAGCUGGAUUUAUCAUCAAUUCAGCGAAACACAGAGAAGAAUGCUGGGCUCGUGAAAAGGGAUAAGAUUGCGUUCUUUGAUAAAGAGUGCUCUAAAGUGGCAGAACAUAUAUAUCUUGGUGGAGAUGCUGUUGCAAGAGAUAGGAAUAUAUUGAAACAGAAUGGGAUUACUCAUAUUUUGAACUGUGUGGGUUUUGUUUGUCCUGAGUAUUUCAGAGCAGAUUUUGUUUACAGAACCUUGUGGUUGCAGGAUAGUCCGUCAGAGGAUAUUACUAGCAUUUUAUAUGAUGUUUUUGAUUAUUUUGAAGAUGUGAGGGAAAAAAGUGGAAGGGUUUUUGUUCAUUGCUGUCAAGGGGUAUCCCGGUCCACAUCAUUGGUUAUUGCAUAUCUUAUGUGGAGAGAGGGACAGAGUUUUGAUGAUGCUUUUCAAUAUGUGAAGGCAGCAAGGGGCAUUGCUGACCCAAACAUGGGUUUUGCAUGCCAGCUGUUACAGUGCCAAAAGAGGGUUCAUGCCUUCCCUCUUAGUCCCAGUUCAUUGUUGAGGAUGUAUAGGAUUGCCCCGCACUCUCCGUAUGAUCCAUUACAUUUAGUCCCAAAAAUGUUGAAUGAUCCUUCACCAAUGGCUCUUGAUUCUAGAGGUGCAUUUAUUGUUCAUUUACCCUCAGCUAUAUAUAUAUGGGUUGGUAAGAACUGUGAGACUAUCAUGGAAAGGGAUGCAAGGGGAGCUGUUUGUCAAAUUAUUCGAUAUGAGAGAGCGCAAGGGCCAAUAAUAAUAAUAAAAGAAGGGGAGGAACCAGGUUAUUUUUGGACUGCCUUUGCAAACUUCUUACCUUUGAUGGAUAAAUCUAGAAACGAAGUGGAGAUUGGGGAAUCAACUAUUAAGAUAUGUCCUGGUGGGAGAAAAGUAGAUUCCUAUGAUGUUGAUUAUGAGAUCUUUCAGAAAGCCAUCAUGGGAGGUUUUGUCCCUCCAUUUGCAUCAUCAGAAAAUGAACAUGAAACUCACCUUCCUGCCAGAGAAAGCAGUUGGAGUGCACUUAGGCGUAAGUUUGCCCCAGGUGAUAUGAAGGAAUUUGUCUCAGUGCCUAAGCUAGUCCUAUCUCGAGUUUAUUCAGAUUCAAUGAUGUUACUACGUACGUCAUCGCCGUUAUCAUCAACAUCGUCAUUGUCAUCAACAUCUUCUUCACCCCCAUUUCUCUCUCCUGAUUCAGUGUCGUCUGAUUCAAGUACCAGCUCAAAGUCUUUCUCAGAGUCAUCCAUGGAUUCUCCUUCAGCAGUGUCGUGCUCUCUUCCAGUGGUUUCGACUUUGUCUAACUUUUCAAACCUGUCCCUUACAUCUGAAACUUCAUCUCAAGACAUUAGCCAUUUGCUGCCAUCUACUCAGUCGUCUUUAUCAACUGUUAAACAUGUUUCACUUUCCCUUGCUGAACGUAGAGGUAGCUUGUCAAAGUCUCUGAAGUUGCCGGUGACGACUGGUAAUGUAAGGGUAAACAGCACUCCAACUAUUUUGACUGAUCAAGGGGAUGCUGUUAAGAUAAGCAACAAUAGUUACACAUUAUGUAAACCAGAUGGUAUAGAAAUUGUAUUUGAGGGCAAGGAUGCUAGUAGAAACAGAUCAGAAGAACUAACUCACAUGUGCCAGGUGAAGAUACCUCCAGGUAGAGUAACUUGUGCUGACUCAAGUUUCAAGGAAUUCACAUCUGUUAAUAAUUUUGCGGAAUCAUGGAGAAAUCUUACUUUUGGGGAAGGUAUUAACUCCAGUAUCCCAAGUGGUUUGGAAAAAAGCGUAGCAGCUAAUUGUAAUCAAAUGCAACCUCUAGUGUGUCGCUGGCCUACUUUUGAAAAGGUUCUAAAAUUUGGUUCAAGCGAUCUAAACUCAAAAUCUGCUUUUGCAAUUUUUCCACCGAGUACAGAUUUAGGGAAAAGUGCUCAAAAUCUGUAUGUAUGGGUUGGAAGAUCUCUCUGUCAUGAUAAAGGUCAGAUUCAGUUAGAUAACAGCAGAGAGUCAAGGGAUCUAGGAGACAUUGACUGGAGUCGGUUUGGUUAUGACAUUCUAAUUCAGAUGGGUCUGCCAAAGGACACCCCAAUCAAGGUUAUUAAAGAAAAUGAAGAGCCAGCUGAAUUUGUUGCAUGGUUGAGUACGUUGUAGCACUAGUGAGGGCCAGAAUAGAAUUGUCAAUGUAAUAACACAUCACUUAAAAAUUUUUUCAGCUGGUUUAGUCCACUACAUCAUCCAACAUCAGAACAAACUCUGGCAAAACCAGUGAGGAUGCUGCUUUCAAGUCUGGCUAUUUACCUGGUUGUACAGUGAUGCAACAUCUUGGUAACCUGAAUCAUUUGUUCCCCAGACUGAACGUUUCUUGUAUAUUCAUUGUUACUAGAAACAGAUUCUGACUCCUUUAUUUAGGUAGAAUAGAACAUUUAAAUUUCUGUAGUCUCUUUGUUUCUUCUGUCUUCCCUUUAUAUUGCUUAGGUUUUGUUUUAAAUUUAAUUCUUGAAGGUGUGCAUCAGAAUCCCCCUACUGAAACACUCAUCUUCAAUUUACCUCUGUAUGUUACAGUAAGGCUACUAAAUAAUCACUUGUUAUUCAUGAACAUUAGUUUUUAGAGAAAAAGCUAUAUGCAUAGCUUUUAUCGGGAAGGAAAAUGAUAAAAUUCUGGUGUGUCAUUUCUGGAA